Molecule: messenger RNA, 156 nt
Organism: Microcebus murinus (gray mouse lemur)
Lineage: Eukaryota; Metazoa; Chordata; Mammalia; Primates; Cheirogaleidae
Source: RefSeq, a predicted model, not a curated record
CAGGCCGACAUCAUGCUCCAGUUCCUGCUCGGAUUAACUUUGGGCAAAGUGGUCGGAGUGUAUCUGGCUCCAAGCUAUGACAGACCAAACCUGGCUAAAAGGCUUGAAGAAAUUAAAAAGGACUUGAGCGCUAAGGACAAACUCCCUAGUUCUUGA